This is a messenger RNA of Hordeum vulgare subsp. vulgare (domesticated barley), 1659 nucleotides long. RefSeq names its product ycf20-like protein. NCBI's taxonomy places the organism in Eukaryota, Viridiplantae, Streptophyta, Magnoliopsida, Poales, Poaceae. The transcript has 4 exons. Bases 692 to 1294 code for a protein of 200 amino acids. The record is from RefSeq and is a predicted model, not a curated record.
UCGCAAAAUUUCCCUUCGCACAAACCCUAUCUCGUCCUCCUUUCCCCCUCCCGUAGCCACCACCAUACUCCGCCCCCUGCUCUUCUCCGGCCGGCGCGCCACCGCCUUCCAGUCCGCCUCUCGCUUCCUCCGGCCGGUGAGCCACCCACUCCCACUUGACGCAUUUGCUUGGCUCGCCAUUGGAGAGCACGGGCGAGGCUGGCGCGUCUCGAGUGACCAGUGGGUAGACGAGGCGGCGCGCUCCCGUCGUUGUAGCAGGGCGAGCUGGCGCCCUACCCCGCCCUCAAUCCCUCUGCUCGGCAGUCCAGACGCAGGAGCUGCCCAUCUCUCGCCGGCCCUCCUCUUCUAUCAUCAGCUGGUUCUCUCCAACAGCACAUCUUAGCGGCUGCUUCAUACAUGGCGAACGUGGAAGAAUCUCAUCAAGGAGAUGAAGCUAAGAGGAGCUCCUGGUGUGAAGAGGCAAUUCUCUGCUCAUAGUCUCAGCCACGCGCUGCUGUUCCUACGCUAUUGAUCUCGUCUGCCGUCAUCCUUCCCUCAACAUCCUCUGGGUCGGUCCAGUCCUUGCUGGGGCCGUCAGCCCUGCAACCAGCAUCGCCCUGCCGUCUCGGUCGCACUCCUACUCCUCAUAUCCCUCCCCUUCCAUUGCUCUCUUCCGCUCCGGCCUGAGUGCAUAGCCCCCGCUCACCAGACCAUGCUUCUGCGGCAUGGUGCAUCUCUCUGCGCGCCACGACCGCCAGCAGGAGGCCUCUGCGCUGGAGGUGUCCGCCACAGCUCCGUGCCGGCGCUGCGUGAUGUCCUUUGCCGGACCUGCUUCUUGCGGACUGCAAAGACGAGCGGAGGAGCAAUCAGUUACCAGAUGAAAAACUCAAGAUGGAGGCCUGUGUUUGCCUUGGAGACAGGUGGACCACCUAAUGCCGAUGGCGAAGACUUUGAAGAGGACAGUGGUUUUCUUGGCAGGACAAGGCUUGGCCGACUCGCCCAAGCUGCUGGAAGGCAACUGUUUGAAAAGCUGAACUCUGCCAGAAGCAACUCUCCCACAAAGAUAUUCCUUGUGCUCCUUGGAUUCUACACCGCCAAUGCUUUGGCAACAAUCCUAGGGCAGACUGGUGACUGGGAUGUCCUUGUUGCUGGUGUUGUAGUGGCUGCUAUUGAAGGAAUUGGCAUGCUUAUGUACAGAAGAAAACGGGUCACCAGGCCUCCUGGACGAUUUCAGUCAUUUAUUUCAAUGGUGAACUUCUGGAAAGCUGGUGUAUGUCUGGGCCUUUUUGUGGAUGCCUUCAAGCUGGGAAGCUGAGUUCCCGGGAUUCACCUUGUCUUGUUUACCUAUCAGUAUUGCAACCGAUCCAUUGAGCCCAUCAUAACGCAAGGAUUUAGCACAACAAAUGGGCAUGCCCUCAUGGAUCAAGUUUUGGUCUUGCAGUUGGCCCAAGUGCUUGCAGAGAUAGCUUAUAGGUGAUCUAUUUCUUCCUGGUUCAUCGAGAUGUUGAAUUAGCGUUCUUCUGGGGUGGUGUACUCUUGGUGAGGACUGAUAGCAUACCUCAUCGGGCCCGAAAAUGUACAUAUGAUUGUCGAGUUUCUCUUGGAUUCUGACACUGAUGGAAUUCUUAGUCGGAUGUUCAUUUUUGUGCCACAGGGAAAUAAUCAAAGCUGCAUUGUAAA